AUGCAUCUAGUAAUGCUCAUUCACAUUGUAUGGAUUCUGGCAAUCGCAAGAACAUGUACCUGUUCGAGUUCAUGUCAGUCUGCCGUAAGAGUGGACAUUUGUUCUCUUGAUCCGGACUUUGGCAAUGACACUUACGGUCAUGACGGAUACUUCUACGAUAAAUAUACCGACAAAUGCCUGUCUGCAACACUUAGUACUGCUGAAUAUGAUGACACUGAAGCAAACACAUUCUCCAGUCUAGACUACUGUCUCUUCAGGUGCAGAAAACAUGUACCGGAGCGGUGUUUUGAUGACGCCAUCAAGGACUAUCCCAUUCGCAUACCAACAGAGGGCGUUAAUAAAUGGACUUACGAUUCUGACGCAACAAAAUGCGUCCAGUUUAUAUGGAAAGGAUAUAACACACGAAAUAGAAAUAUUUUUGACACGCAGUCCGACUGCAUUAACAAAUGUAAAGUUCCUGACCUGGGAUUAUGCGCAUCCGGGUUUCGUACUAAUUGUAGCCAUGGUGAUGAGCUAUAUAUUUGGUAUGAUUAUACAACGCAAGAGUGUAAACCUUUACCACCUCACCAUUGUCCAACCCAUGGAAACGCAUUCUACACAUUCCGCGAAUGCUACCGACGCUGUGGAAGAUUCGUAGAAAAUAAAUGCAAGCUACCAAUUCAAAAUAUGAGUUCUUGCCGUACGCUUGAAAACAGGUAUGGUUACAACACGAAGACUAAAAGGUGUGAAAGGUUUCUUGGGUGUGAAGAUAGUGGAAACAAUUUUCCAACUGCGAAGGAAUGUUGGAACACUUGUACAAAUGAAGUGAAACACCGGUGUCUGCAGGAGCCAGAUAAUGAAUUUUCUGGUUUGGUACAAAGAUACUACUACGACAUAGACUCUGACAAAUGUGUACGCAAGUGCAUGUUUCGUGGCCGUGUUAGCGGAGAUUCAAACCUUUUCAACACGAAAGAAGAAUGUGAAUUAAUGUGUACUGCUACAUUCAACUAUGAGCCCGACUCGUUGUAAUAACACCUGGAAGACAAUAUUACUUUGAAGGAGCGACUUUUCUUCGGAAGUCGUGUGCACUCCAGA
Ixodes scapularis (black-legged tick) is the source of this 1074-nucleotide messenger RNA. Its product is annotated as papilin-like. Gene Ontology annotation, molecular function: serine-type endopeptidase inhibitor activity. Lineage: Eukaryota; Metazoa; Arthropoda; Arachnida; Ixodida; Ixodidae. The transcript has 7 exons. Bases 1 to 1008 code for a protein of 335 amino acids. The record is from RefSeq and is a predicted model, not a curated record.